Molecule: messenger RNA, 1591 nt
Organism: Glycine soja
Lineage: Eukaryota; Viridiplantae; Streptophyta; Magnoliopsida; Fabales; Fabaceae
Product: protein DOWNY MILDEW RESISTANCE 6-like
Exons: 4
Coding region: 163-1179 (338 amino acids)
Source: RefSeq, a predicted model, not a curated record
UAGGCUUAUAUUUCUUGAAACUGCUCACUCCUCACUUCCCUCUUCCCACUCCCCAGAUCCCAAAGGAGUGUCUUUUCUUUUUUUAUCAAGUUUGUUGUUUAUAUUUAACAACCUAGAGUUAAGGAUUUUUUUUGUGCUAAUUAGAUUUAAGGAUUUUAAAUAAUGGACAUAAAAGUGCUUUCUUCCGGAGUUCAGUACUCAAAUCUGCCGGAGAGUUACAUCCGACCCGAAUCGGAGCGACCUCGUCUUUCCGAGGUUUCGGAGUGCGAGGAUGUUCCAAUCAUCGACUUAGGUUCUCAAAAUAGAGCCCAGAUUGUUCACCAAAUCGGUGAAGCCUGCAGAAACUAUGGUUUCUUCCAGGUGAUUAAUCACGGGGUGGCUUUAGAAGCGGCAAAGGAAAUGGAAGAAGUGGCACAUGGAUUCUUCAAGUUGCCAGUGGAGGAGAAGCUCAAGUUGUACUCGGAAGACACAUCAAAGACAAUGAGACUGUCUACUAGUUUUAAUGUGAAAAAAGAGACGGUGCAUAAUUGGAGGGAUUAUCUUAGGCUUCACUGCUAUCCAUUGGAGAAAUAUGCGCCUGAAUGGCCUUCUAAUCCACCCUCUUUCAAGGAAACUGUUACAGAAUACUGCACAAUAAUUAGGGAAUUGGGGUUGAGGAUACAGGAAUACAUAUCAGAGAGUUUGGGCCUAGAAAAAGACUACAUAAAGAAUGUAUUAGGGGAACAAGGGCAGCACAUGGCUGUGAACUACUAUCCACCAUGCCCAGAACCAGAACUUACCUAUGGAUUGCCAGGGCACACUGACCCAAAUGCACUUACAAUUCUGCUUCAAGACCUUCAAGUUGCUGGCCUUCAAGUUCUCAAAGAUGGCAAGUGGCUUGCCGUUAGUCCCCAACCUAAUGCCUUUGUCAUUAACAUUGGCGAUCAACUUCAGGCUUUGAGUAAUGGGCUUUAUAAGAGUGUGUGGCACCGUGCUGUUGUCAAUGUUGAGAAACCAAGGCUUUCUGUGGCUUCAUUUCUUUGUCCAAAUGACGAGGCAUUGAUAAGCCCUGCAAAACCACUCACCGAACAUGGAUCCGAAGCCGUAUACAGAGGAUUUACAUAUGCAGAAUACUAUAAGAAGUUUUGGAGCAGGAACUUAGACCAAGAACACUGUUUGGAACUUUUCAAGAACAAGUAACCCUUUAGGUGUGAUUGGCAAGAACCAAAAUAAUGCUAAUAAGAGUAUUCUUUAUAGUUUGUUUUUCACUGCUUUUGCCGUUUUAUUGUUAGUGCAUUUGGUGAUGGCAAAUUAUAGUUUGUUACACAACUUCAAUAUGUCAGAGUCAGACGCUCAUCAUUUCUCGUGUGGUCAUAUUAAUAUAGCUGCAAGACCGAACUGCUUAUUAUUUUGAUUCAUGUGGAACAAGUUACAUUUCCCAAGAAGCAAUCGUACUCUAGUAGCUUUAUCUUGGGAAGAUAAAAUGGCAUGUAAUAUUCAUAUGUUGAACCUUCAAAAUUUCCUAGCGCUGCUCAUGCAUUCUUGGUCAUAGAGAAGCGCUACGGAAAAGUAUCUUAAAUUUGGAACUUUAUUUUUGUCACAAUUCUGAGAA